Molecule: messenger RNA, 447 nt
Organism: Musca vetustissima
Lineage: Eukaryota; Metazoa; Arthropoda; Insecta; Diptera; Muscidae
Product: general odorant-binding protein 99a-like
Exons: 2
Coding region: 1-435 (144 amino acids)
Biological process (GO): sensory perception of smell
Molecular function (GO): odorant binding
Source: RefSeq, a predicted model, not a curated record
AUGAAACUAUUCGUUGUACUCUGUGCCAUCUUCGUAUUGAAUGCCUCAGCCUAUGUGGUGAAGAGUCGUGAUGAUUUGCUGCAAUUCCGCAAUGAAUGUAUCUCCGAAUUGGAGAUCUCCGAAAAUCUUGUCGAACAAUACAAGAAGUGGCAAUAUCCCAACGAUUCCGUGACCCAUUGUUAUUUGAAAUGUGUUUUCGUGAAGUUCGGAUUCUUCGAUACCACCAACGGUUUCAAUGUUGAAAAUAUCCAUCAACAAUUGGUUGGUAGCCACGCUGAGGCUAAUCAUGAUGAUGCUGUCCAUGCUAAAAUCGAAUCGUGCGUCGAUAAGAAUGAACAAGGUAGCAAUGCCUGUGAAUGGGCUUAUCGUGGUGCCACUUGCUUUAUUAAGAACAAUUUGCAGUUGGUGCAACGCAGUGUUGCUCCCUCGGCUUAAGUGCAUUUCGUU